Ilex paraguariensis (yerba mate) is the source of this 1812-nucleotide messenger RNA. Lineage: Eukaryota; Viridiplantae; Streptophyta; Magnoliopsida; Aquifoliales; Aquifoliaceae. The record is from the annotation of a GenBank genome assembly.
AUGGUUGAUGUGGCUGAUAAAAUAGCUUACUUUCAGGCAAUCACAGGCCUCGAAGACCCUGAUUUGUGUACAGAGAUCCUUUCUGCCCACAAUUGGGACCUCGAGCAAGCAAUCUCUGCUUUCACUGGCACAAAUUCCUCCGAUAAUCCUCCAGCCGCCACUACCACCACCACCAUGGCUGAGGUCGGAAGUAGCGGACUGUCGAACCCAAAUACAAAUCAAGAACUCGAACGUUCCGCAUUGAUCACUGAAGGUACGGCACCACCAGGUUUGGCAAGGAAGCUUUUAACCCUCCCGUUUUCUAUCAUUUCUGGUAGUCUAGGUUUAAUUUCUGGUGCAAUUGGGCUUGGAUUGUGGGCCGCCGGCGGUGUUUUAUCAUAUUCUUUAAGUAAGAUUGGUCUUAACUCGGGUCGGAAUGGAGACUCUUCGUCUCCACUGGUUUCGGUUUCGGCCGCCGCAUCAGAGGCCAUGGAUUUCGUGACGAAAUUUGAGAGGGAUUAUGGGAGUACUGGUCCUAAUUUCGUUCCUGAAGUGUUUAUGGAUGCUUUGCAGAGGUCUAGGCAUGCUUUUAAGCUGUUAUUUGUGUACCUACACUCGCCGGAUCAUCUAGAUACACCGUUAUUUUGUGAGAGGACUCUCUGUAAUGAGGCUCUGGUGGCAUUUGUGAACGAGAAUUUUAUUGCUUGGGGUGGGAACAUUAGGGCUAGUGAGGGGUUCAAAAUGAGUAAUAGCUUGAAGGCUUCAAGGUAUCCGUUUUGUGCUGUGGUCAUGGCGGCCACGAACCAGAGAAUUGCAUUGCUUCAGCAGGUUGAGGGGCCGAAAUCCCCAGAAGAAAUGCUCAUGAUAUUGCAAAGAGUGCUGGAAGAAACUGCUCCUGUCCUUGUUUCAGCUAGGCUUGACGCUGAGGAACGAAGAAACAAUAUACGUUUGAGGGAGGAGCAAGAUGCUGCUUAUCGAGCAGCACUCGAAGCUGAUCAGGCUAGGGAACACCAGAGGAAAGAAGAGCGAGAACGGCUGGAAAGGGAAGCUACUGAAGCUGAGAGGAAGCGAAAGGAGGAAGAAGAGGCUCGUGAAAGAGCAGCACGUGAGGCCGCUGAGAAAGAAGCUGCAUUGGUUAGAAUGCGCCAAGAGAAAGCCCUCUCACUUGGCACUGAACCUGAAAAAGGACCUGAUGUUACUCAAGUUUUGGUGCGGUUCCCAAGUGGAGAGCGAAAAGGGAGGAGGUUUCAUUGUUCCGCGACAAUACAGUCUCUAUAUGACUAUGUGGAUUCUCUGGGUUCCUUAGAAGUUGAGAGUUACAGCCUUGUUUCCAACUUCCCUCGGGUUGUAUAUGGCACAGAGAAGCUCUCUUGGUCCCUGNUUCCAGAAGCUCUCUUGGUCCCUGAAAGAAGCAGGGUUACAUCCUCAGGCCAGCCUUUUUGUGGAGCUGAACUCAUGAGGGCAAGCAACUUUUUCCAAUGCAAAGCAAAAUGUGAUCAAGCUGUGCUGCAAGAAAAACAUACCGUCUUUUCGGCCUCUGUUGCAGUAGCAUUGUCGAUCGUACCAUUGUUGAUCGGUAAGACAAUUAUUUUGUAUUUGGACUGUUUCUAUGUGGCAGGUUUCGAUUAUAAUGAAAUUCUGUGGAGAGGAGCAUUCAAGAUUGUAUAUAAGGGGUUUGACGAGGCUGAUGGAAUAGAAAUUGCUUGGAACCAAGUGAGCAUUGAUGAUAUGUUGCAGACACCAGAACAUCUGGGAAGAAUAUAUUCAGAGGUUCACCUUCUCAAGACUUUGAGACAUGAAAAUAUCAUCGAGCAGUUUGAGGCAAUACUGUAA